This is a messenger RNA of Vicia faba (fava bean), 1866 nucleotides long. NCBI's taxonomy places the organism in Eukaryota, Viridiplantae, Streptophyta, Magnoliopsida, Fabales, Fabaceae. The record is from the annotation of a GenBank genome assembly.
AUGUCCGGCUUACUUAAUUCUUCUCUGAACGGAUCUGCUUCAAAUCUUCCAGACGGUGCUGGGCGUUCUUUUACUACAUCAUUCUCUAGUCAGUCUGGUGCAGCCUCGCCAAUUUAUCAGCAUACUGGUGGUAUUCAGGGGUUGCACAACAUGCACGGGAGCUUUAACAUUCCUAACAUGCCUAGUACACUUACAUCAAGAAACUCAACAAUAAACAGCAUGCCAUCUGGAGCAGUUCAGCAACCUACAUCAAGUCUUUCCAGUGGAAGAUUUUCAUCCAAUAAUUUGCCUUCCGCUCUGUCACAGCUAUCUCAUGGAAGCUCUCACGGACAUUCAGGAGUCAACAGUAGAGGAGGAUUGGGAGUAUCCCCAAUUUUGGGAAAUGCAGGUCCUAGGAUAACAAGUUCGAUGGGAAACAUGGUUGCUGGGGGAAACAUUGGGAGGUUAAGCUCUGGAGGAUUGUCCAUUCCUGGUCUUGCUUCACGUCUAAAUUUAAAUGGAAGCAGCGGAUCUGGUGGCUUAGGCGUGCAAGGACAAAAUCGAUUGAUGAGUGGCGUGCUUCCUCAAGGAUCUCCUCAGGUAAUUUCAAUGCUAGGAAAUUCUUAUCCAAGUGCUGGAGGUCCACUUUCUCAAAGCCAUAUUCAAGCAGUACAUCACUUGAACUCUAUGGGGAUGUUGAAUGAUUUGAAUUCCAGUGACAGUGCGCCCUUUGACCUCAAUGACUUCCCUCAACUAUCAAGUCGUCCUAGUUCUGCUGGGGGGCCUCAAGGACAGUUGGGCUCUUUACGAAAACAAGGUCUUAGUCCUAUUGUACAACAAAACCAAGAGUUUAGCAUUCAAAAUGAAGACUUCCCGGCUUUACCAGGAUAUAAAGGUGGUAAUGGAGAGUUUACUAUGGACAUGCAUCAGAAAGAACAACAUGACAAUGCUAUGUCAAUGAUGCAGUCACAGCAUUUCUCUAUGGGGAGGUCUGCCGGUUUCAGCUUGGGAGGAUCUUAUUCAUCACAUCGUACUCAACAGCAACAGCAGCAUACUCCUUCUGUCAGUAACAGUGGUGUCUCCUUUUCAUCUAACAAUCAAGAUCUUCAUCUGCACGGCUCAGAAAUUUUUCCGUCUCCAAACUCUACGUAUCAUUCACAGACCAGCGGACCUCCUGGCAUUGGAUUAAGGCCACUAAACUCUCCAAAUAAUGUUUCUGGUACGGGUUCGUAUGACCAGCUCAUCCAGCAGUAUCAACAGCACCAGAACCAGUCCCAGUUUCGCCUUCAGCAAAUGUCAGCUGUAAAUCAGACCUUUAGAGAUCAUGGCAUGAAGUCUAUGCAAACUGCACAACCAGCUCCUGAUCCAUUUGGUUUGCUUGGCUUGUUAAGUGUAAUCAGGAUGAGUGAUCCUGAUCUGACAUCUCUUGCUCUUGGAAUUGAUCUUACAACACUUGGAUUAAAUUUGAAUUCAUCAGAAAAUCUUCACAAGACUUUUGGGUCUCCUUGGUCCGAGGAACCAGCUAAGGGUGAUCCAGAGUUUAGUGUGCUUCAAUGUUAUUAUGCUAAACCACCUCCUGCCCUACACCAAGGGUAUUUUGCUAAAUUUACUUUGGAUACAUUGUUUUACAUAUUUUACAGCAUGCCUAAAGACGAAGCACAACUAUAUGCAGCAAAUGAACUGUACAAACGGGGCUGGUUUUAUCACAAAGAGCAUCGCAUGUGGUAUAUAAGAGUUCCCAACAUGGAACCGCUUGUCAAAACAAACACAUAUGAGAGAGGAUCUUACCACUGUUUUGAUCCAAGCACUUUUGAAACUGUCCGGAGGGAUAAUUUUGUUCUUCAUUAUGAAAUGGUGGAAAAGAGACCGUCUUUACCGCAACAUUAA